AUGGGUGCUGAGCGACGUAGCUAUAGUAUCCAGGAGAAAAUCGCUGUUCUAGCAGACUUUUGGAAAGGCACAAAACCUCCUUGGGAGGAGGCCCUGCGCAAUACGAGAAACGCGAGUAACGCAAAGGUCUACAUCAAGUCCAAGAACGCUGAACAUCCUCUAGCCAUCUUAGCGGAGCAGAGUGCAACUGACAAGUCAAAGGCGGACGUCGUGGAUGCGGAGGCUGUGUUGGAUCUGACCUGGGAACCUGAGAACGCUGCCAUCUCUCCAGCGACAACAACGACUACUUGCAUAGCUACUUCCGCUGCAUCAGCAGCUGGAGUGGCGCUGGACGAAGGAGGUGGUGUUAUCAAAAUGUUGCGAAACCUGAAUAAUCACUUCAGGUCUCCAAAGCAGGGUCACGCGCUAAAGAAAAUUCAAAAGGCGCUUUCGUGUCCUGAGCUAGAUCUAAUGACAGACCAAGACGUUCGUGUUGCUUACACUUGCAAAUUGAUUCGAAGAUCAGUAGUCGACUACUCAGCUUUUGAGGCAUACUUUCAGCUCACCAAAGACGUCACAAGCGUGCGGACGUCGCUAACGGCCAAAGAUUGGACGCUGGCUGUAAAAAUGGAGGCAGUUACCAAAUUUAUUGCUGAACUUGCGCUUGUAGAAGUGCAAAAGCUGGAACCUGAGUGGCUAAAUAUCGCCCAACGUCAGAACUAUGAUAUCUCGAAAGAGGAGCUGUCGAAUGCGAUGUCAAUUGACGCUCGCGACGGCAUGUACUGGGCACAGCUGGGCUUGUACAAGCAUAUCGACGUACUGAAGUGGUUCCGCGAUGAAGGUGAAGCACAGUUCCCUUCUAUAGCUCUGCUUGCGCGGAUUCACCUCGGCAAAAUAUCGUCCUCAGCGUUCCAGGAGCGGGUGUUUUCGACGGGAGCCAAUCAAAUCAAACCUUCAUUGUUCAACUGUGAGCAGCGUGUGCAGGGGCUACUGACAGUCGCAGCCAGUGACUUCAUUGCGCUGCUGCUGCACCUACAGCACUCGGCUCUAAGCUAUCAGCUUUGUGACCAGGGAAGCGAGAGCGACGAAAACGAUGACGAUAUGUUCUACUGCGCGAUAGUCUCCCACCGCUACCUGGGUCGUCCAGACGUCGUCAAAACUGGGAAAUGGAGCCCUGAACGGAUUUUUCUGCUUGAUGCCGUUCGUGCUCGCCGCGACCUACGCAUGAGCAAACAGACCUUCGUGUUUUUGCUGGGACGCAUCGAGGCCCACACUGCCUUCGCUCGAGUACCCGGCAAGCAGCAACAAGCUCCUGUCCAACUUCAGCUGGAGGUUUUUCUCUUCGCGCUGCAGGACUUGACGAUCCAUCGCAUUGCGCAGCAUUUUGGCAUUGGGGAAGGUCGGCCAGCCAGGGUCUUUGCAUGA
Molecule: messenger RNA, 1404 nt
Organism: Phytophthora infestans T30-4
Lineage: Eukaryota; Oomycota; Peronosporomycetes; Peronosporales; Peronosporaceae
Exons: 7
Coding region: 1-1404 (467 amino acids)
Molecular function (GO): protein dimerization activity
Source: RefSeq, a predicted model, not a curated record